CCAAAGUUUCGAAUGUCUCCCUAGCUGUAGCAACAAUACUGGUUUCUAUCAAGGGAAGGUACUUGUAAAACCAUGUCUGGGGUUGGGGGAUGGAAGGAAGGCAGCAGGUACAGGACAGCUACUACCUCCUAUAGUCCAUCUUCCUCUCAAGGUAACCCCUGGCAUGGCAACAGUGAAAUGGGGAAAGGUGAAAAUGCCCAGAAGCUAACAGUAUCUGAAGAGAAACGAAGAGGCAAAGCAUCAGCCCACCCACCGCAGCAACAUCAUGUUGGCCCAUGUGUCGUGGUAACUCCAAGUGAAACCAGAAGAAAACAGUUGCAACAAAUUGCUAAGAAAGAGCUUGAUGACCUGGAGCAAUGGAAGAAAGAACACAGGCCAGGGCCAAUUAUGUUGGUGCCGCAGAGACUGGGUGGAAACAAAUCAGAGGCUCAAGUAAGACAAAACCAGCAAAUGAUUCUCAUGCAAUCUAAAUACCAGAAAAAGUGCAAGAGAGAAGAGUAUGUAAAAGCAAAAAAGGCAGUUGAAGAAGCUGAAAUCCUGAAAAAGAAAGCAAUUCAGAGGGAAAAGGCAGAAAGACUUGAAGUUAAAAAAAGACAAGAAGAAAUGCAAAGAAGAGAGAUGCUUCUUGAAGAUCAAAAGUACAAAACCAAUGAAUUACUGAACAGAUUGGACGUGGGUUUGCCAAAGAGUGAUUCCUGUCAGAUUGCUAAUCCUGGCCCAGAAUCUACAGCAUGGAAAAGAAGCCAUGCUUACAAGCAAGCUCUUGGAGAGGAAGAAAACAGAAGAUUAGAGGAAAUGAAGCAAGAACAACGGAGGAAGGCUGAAUUAAUGGAAUUUAAACAAAAGCAGGAAGAUGAAACAAGGACAAGAGCACUUAAAAAGGAACAGAGGAGGGUAAAUAAUGCUUUCCUGGACCGACUCCAAAACAAAACACAGUCUAAUAAUAUCUACCACCCUGGAAAUACUGGACUACCUCAAUAAUGGCAUCUUGGAGUCAAACUACUUGGAAUAAAAGAGAAGCAAGAAAUAUUCACUUUUAUCUGGCCUAGGCCAAAUGACUUCAUAAAAGCUCCAAGAAACUGCUCUUUAUUGUGAUUCUUUUCUUACUCUGACUUCAGCUGCACACUCUCUUCAUGAGCAAUCUGCGAAGACUGGUUUUCAGAUGUCAUUAUUCAUGCAUACAUAUUUGAAGCAGCUGAUUAUGAAAGUCCUAUUUAAUUUUUUAUAAGAAUAUGUGAAUUUUUUUUCAUAAAUUGUUUUGCCUCUUGGAAAAUGUAAUUAUCCCGGUCUUCCUGAUCUCUAGAAAAGAAGAUAUAAGUGACUGCAGAAACUGUAGUAAUAUAUGUGUUCACUUGCUACUAUAUAUGCAGAAAAAAACAUUUCAGAGACAAUCUAAAAAAGCAGGUAGAGAGUUUUCUUUUGGGAAGGGAAGAAGAAAUGUUGCUGGGGUUUUGUUUGUUUUCUGUUUGUUUUUGUGGAAAAAAAAUUUUGUGAAAUUAUUUUACUGUUGUACUCAAUGGCAGACACUCAAGAAGAAAAAUAUACAUUGUAGACAGUAUCUUUUAAAUAAGUUCUUAGAAAAAUGCAACACAUGAA
This is a messenger RNA of Poecile atricapillus (Black-capped chickadee), 1596 nucleotides long. RefSeq names its product epithelial stromal interaction 1 (gene EPSTI1). NCBI's taxonomy places the organism in Eukaryota, Metazoa, Chordata, Aves, Passeriformes, Paridae. The transcript has 12 exons. The record is from RefSeq and is a predicted model, not a curated record. Bases 73 to 981 code for a protein of 302 amino acids.